CCUUGUUCAUCGUCGGAUUACACGUCACAAACUGUGACUUUGCCUCAUGCUCUUUAUAUGCGAGAGAGUUUUAGAGCACUGUUCAUGAUCAAGGCCUCGGCUGAAGCUUCUCGUUCUCAGACUGUUACUUUGCCUCAAGCUCUUUAUAACUCCCUCGCCAACUUCAUCUUCAACCUCUUUCCUUGAUCUCCAUGUGGAGCUGAGGAUGUCACUUUGAUUGAGUUUGAACAAAAUGGUUUCCCUGUCCAAGAUCUUGUACCCGAAUUCUGGUAGCGUUCUAUUUGAUGAGGACAUGAAUGUGGCUUCAUUUCAAGGCUUGUAUGGUGCAAUUGGCAGCCUAGUGAUCAUGGCAUGGAACCGAAAAGCAAACAUAGGUAGCCAAGAAAUGCAUCAAUAUUUGAACUUCCUUCACGUAGUUCAAGCCAUGGAUGUGCCUGCAGUUAGCUUGCAUUAUUGUUCUCGGGAACUUAUCUCGACUGCAACAUUCAAGCCAUGCAAUAUUAUGCUCCUCUUGUUCUGUCAGCGUGAAUGGGAAGGGCGGUGGCUGCGGAGGUGGUGGUUGGAGGAGGUAAUUAAGGUCAAGGAGUGUGGGCUAAAAACAGGAGAUGUCAGGUUGGAGAACCCAUGUGCACCAUGGCUUGUUGUGCUCUUUAAUAUUUGGUGCCACAUUUGCCAGGCUUUGGCUGAAGGACAGAAGGCAGCACUUCUGAUGGUGAGCACAUGCGAAGCAAGAGUUGCAGCUUGGAUUCUAUUCUCAGCAGCUUUUCGUCGAACACCACACCUGCAUACCCAUCAAGCACUCUUCCGAAAGGGUCCACGCCGAUAAUGAUAUGUACUUGAUGGCUUCUAUUGAUGUCCUCUAUGAUCAUGAUGAUAAUGAUUAAGAUCAUGAUCAAAGUCCCAUGGAUCUUCUGGUGUGGAACACCAGGAUCUCUUAAAUAGUUACUCUGUUCCACUGAAGAGUUCCCCUUUACAACUUCAAGUCUUUGGUGAUCAUGUGUGUUUUGUUAAUGCACCUGAUCACACAGUCUGCCCCUAUUUUGCCUGAAAUAUCAGGAGCAAAUGUGGUGGCAGUCUUGUAUAUUUCCUAUUAUGUUAUGGCUUUUGUGAGCAAGAAUGAUCAGUUUGAUUUCGUGCUUUAAUAAUUUGCACAAUAUAUUUGUGUACUUUUUAAA
Molecule: messenger RNA, 1175 nt
Organism: Prunus avium (sweet cherry)
Lineage: Eukaryota; Viridiplantae; Streptophyta; Magnoliopsida; Rosales; Rosaceae
Product: 5'-adenylylsulfate reductase 1, chloroplastic-like
Source: RefSeq, a predicted model, not a curated record